UUACCAUGUGAGUUUUGUAUUAAUUAUAUUUUCUGCCAGCAGAGGGAAGUAAGAUUUUCUAUUUCUUUUAGGUUGUGUUCUACACAGUUCUACAUCCGAAAAUGACGAGCAAAACGAAAACACCUAAGACAAAGGAAGGCACUACAGAAGAUGCGCCUGUGGCUCUGAGAAAAAGACCUUUCAAGAGGCAUGGACGUUUGUAUGCAAAGGCAAUCUUCACUGGUUACAAACGUGGAUUGCGCAAUCAACACGAGCAUACCGCUCUUCUUAAAAUUGAAGGAGCCAGAACUAAACUAGACUCUGAUUUCUAUAUAGGAAAACGAUGUGUCUAUGUAUACAAGGCUAAAAACAAGACUCCCGUACCUGGAAAAACCACAAAGAAAACAAAGGUAAGGGCCAUCUGGGGCAAAGUUACUCGUCCUCAUGGAGCAAGUGGAUCAGUACGCGCUAAAUUUAAGAGAAAUUUGCCUGCUAAGGCUAUGGGUCAUCGUAUCAGAAUUAUGAUGUAUCCCAGUCGAAUAUAAACUGUUGUAUAACAUAAAUAAAUAAAUACCAUUUUGGUACCAAAA
Molecule: messenger RNA, 569 nt
Organism: Linepithema humile (Argentine ant)
Lineage: Eukaryota; Metazoa; Arthropoda; Insecta; Hymenoptera; Formicidae
Gene: RpL35A
Product: ribosomal protein L35A
Biological process (GO): ribosomal large subunit biogenesis; cytoplasmic translation
Cellular component (GO): cytosolic large ribosomal subunit; ribosome
Molecular function (GO): structural constituent of ribosome
Source: RefSeq, a predicted model, not a curated record